Musa acuminata AAA Group (dessert banana) is the source of this 1493-nucleotide messenger RNA. Its product is annotated as type III polyketide synthase B-like. NCBI's taxonomy places the organism in Eukaryota, Viridiplantae, Streptophyta, Magnoliopsida, Zingiberales, Musaceae. Gene Ontology annotation, molecular function: acyltransferase activity, transferring groups other than amino-acyl groups. The record is from RefSeq and is a predicted model, not a curated record. Gene Ontology annotation, biological process: polyketide biosynthetic process. The transcript has 2 exons. Bases 39 to 1220 code for a protein of 393 amino acids.
GCCAAGGACUCCUUCGUCUCCUCCCUUCAACAAAAACCAUGGGGAGCUUUGGAGGUGCCGAAUCCUUUAGCAUCAAGCGAGGGAAAGCCACCAAUAUUCUUGCUCUUGGAAAAGCCUUCCCUAAGCAACUAGUGAUGCAGGAUCUCCUCGUCGACGGCUACUUCAGGAACACUAACUGCACUGAUCCUGAUCUCAAGAAGAAGCUCACUCGACUUUGCAAGACAACUACAGUCAAAACAAGGUACCUGGUGAUGUGCGACGAGAUUCUCGAGAACCACCCUGAGCUAGCAAGAGAUGGCCAGCCCACGCUGAGGCAGCGGCUGGAGAUCUCCCACGAAGCAGUCACCGAGAUGGCUAUCGAAGCCUCGCGAUCCUGCGUGAAGGCAUGGGGGAGGCCGUUCGCCGCCAUCACCCACCUCGUCUACGUCUCCUCCAGCGAAGCUCGCUUCCCCUCGGGCGACCUCCACCUCGCCCGUGCCCUCCGUCUCAAUCCCUCUGUCUCCCGUGUCAUGAUCUCCUUCGCUGGAUGCUCCGGGGGCGUCGCUGGACUCCGCGUUGCCAAGGACAUCGCGGAGAACAACCCAGGAAGCCGAGUGCUGCUCGCCACCUCCGAGACUACCAUCGUCGGUUUCCGACCGCCGAACCCUCACCGUCCUUAUGAUCUCGUCGGCGCCGCACUCUUCGGAGAUGGAGCAGGGGCCGUUGUCCUUGGUACAGAUCCCAUUCCUGGCACGGAGACCCCCAUGUUUGAGCUGAGCUCAGCCAUCCAGCAGUACUUACCAGACACCGACAAGACCAUCCAGGGUGAGCUCACCGAGGAAGGGAUCAGCUUUUUUCUGGGGAGGGAGCUGCCGCUGGUUAUAGAGGAUCAUGUCGAGGCGUUCUGCAAGAAGCUGGCGAUGGAAGGUGCAAGAGGAGAGAGCCAUGACGUUAACUAUAACGACAUGUUCUGGGCAAUGCAUCCUGGGGGACCUGCAAUACUGAACAAGGUGGAGAGCAAGCUGCGGUUGUGUCCUGACAAGCUCAACGCAAGUAGGCAGGCACUGAGAGACUACGGGAACGCCAGUAGCAACACAAUCAUAUAUGUCCUCGAGAACAUCAUUGAGGAGAGCAGGAAGAAGAAGGAGAGCGGGGAAAGCGACUGUGAAUGGGGUCUGAUACUGGCUUUUGGCCCUGGUAUUACAUUCGAGGGAAUCCUAGCAAGGAACCUGAUGGUCUGAGACAAACCCUAAUUCUGUCUAGGUUUUACGUAGAGAUCAAGAACUCGCACAAGUGUCUCUCUAAUACUCUUCCAAGCAAUAACAGGUAACUAUGACAUGACAUUUCUUGCGCGUCUAUUAUAUGUCAUCUUUAGCGGGGAAGAGGAGGACACGAUGACUCCUUAAUUUAAUGGGCCGUAACUGUAAUUAACGGGCCGCGGGCUGUGAGCCCGUGGGUUUCUUUCUUGUUUGCAACGUUUCGGAGUAGUUCCAAUAAAAAGUCGAGAAAAGCGU